Messenger RNA from Ruditapes philippinarum (Manila clam), 2307 nucleotides. RefSeq lists its product as uncharacterized. The record is from RefSeq and is a predicted model, not a curated record. Gene Ontology annotation, molecular function: protein-cysteine S-palmitoyltransferase activity. The transcript has a single exon. Gene Ontology annotation, cellular component: endoplasmic reticulum; Golgi apparatus. Lineage: Eukaryota; Metazoa; Mollusca; Bivalvia; Venerida; Veneridae. Bases 553 to 1575 code for a protein of 340 amino acids. Gene Ontology annotation, biological process: peptidyl-L-cysteine S-palmitoylation; protein targeting to membrane.
UACGGAAUGUAAUACAGAAUGUUUGUAAAUAAUUACAAGUACAUGAUGUUUGUACGUACGUUACUUAUAUAGAGGAAAUUGUGAUUUUCAUAAAAAAGAACGCGGUGGAAGUCAGUUGGUUAAUAUGUUAAUCGUGUUAGUCCAUCAUUUCUGUGGCAAUACGAUUUACAAUGAAUUAGUAUUAUUGAAAUUUUGAAGUAAUUUCGCAAUAACAAGUUUUGACAAGUGCCGUGAAAAUUGGUAGGAAAAGUUAUGCAAAUUUAAGACUAAAUGCAAACAAAGUUUGCCGAUAUUCUAAAUAAAUACUUAACAACUAGUAUGGUUUAUAUAAAAUCGGUGAAUUUAAAAAUCUAUACAUUAAUAGCUAUACCAAGUAUUGGAUUUCUUUUAACCUUGUGGCUAUCUAAAUUACUAGUUUUAUAUACCUAUUAAACACAUGAAAAAAACUGAAUGUUUCCUCUAUGUCGUUGCUUGUCGUUGCUUUUAUUUAUGUAUAAGGAAAGUUUCCCUACUUACGUAGUAACGGAUUUAGUUAAAUAGUGAUUCGUAAUUAUGGAGAAAUUAAAAGAGAGGAUUGUAAAAUGUUUCACACCAAGACCUCACACAGACUUACAGUCAGAGAUCAUCAACAUAAUAGCUGCUCCAAUAUAUUUAUAUACCAUAACUGGGGUAUUUUAUCACUCUUUCUUCUACAUCAUGCCUUAUUACUAUGAUAGCAGCUCCUGGACAUUAUUCUGUCAAAAGUGUUUCUUAGCGACUAUAUAUUUCGAAAUGAUGUCUAACUGGUUAUGCAUACAUUUAGUCGAUAACUCGCUAAAAACUCAAGUUAAACAUUCAACAUUCAAUGACAGAAAUAAUCAGGGAGCUACCAAAACAGAUUUAGAAAGUGGUAUCGUUGCUGAUAAACAUACACCAACUAGAAAAGGGAAAAUCGGAACUAUUCCAGGACCGGUUUCAGCUCCGCCCACACCAAAGCGUAGAUCUUAUUGGUCGUGGCAUCUGUGUACAAAGUGCGAUCUCAAUGCCCCUCCCCGCUGCCAUCAUUGUCCUUUCUGUGAUAACUGUGUCUUAAAACGUGACCAUCAUUGUUUCUUCACGAGGAGAUGUGUUGGUUUUUACAAUCAGAGACAUUUUGUGGUGUUUCUUGUAUGGGCGGUAUUUGGUACGGUUUAUACAACAGCUCAUUUUAUCCCAUACUUAUUGCACGUGUUUCUUGUAUCGGCGUGGGAUUUAUUUGCGCCGUUUGCAUUACUACGUGCAUGUUUCGGCUAUGGAGACUUUACAACAGCAAACAUUAUGUUUAUUUUUACCUUCAAUUUGUUAUUUGUGAUGUUAAGCUCUGCGUUUCUAUUCGAACAAAUUGAUUUAAUUAACACCGGAAUAACCCAAUUUGAACAGAAAAAGGUAGAUACAAAGAGACUGGUAAUUUCUGACCCGAGACAUAUUAAUGACAAAGUAAAAGCCGUUCUUGGACAUAAUUAUGCUUCAUCAUUCGUCAUCCCCAUUAUGCACUUAGUUUAUCCACCUCAUGAAAAUCCAUUUCAAUGGCCGGAGCAUAAAAUCUACAAGAAAUGAGGAGAAAAAAACAAUCGUCAUUACUCUGACCUUUCAUUUGAAUAACAAUAAACUUACCCACAAAAAUUGACAUGUGCUAUUUUGGUAACAACUAUGUUGUAGUGAAAAUCUUAUUGUAUCCUUUAAUCUGAUAAUUCAAAUUGGACUGGUCACGGAUCUAUGCAUAUAGGGGAUGUAAGACUAUUUCUAAUACAUGUAAUUAUAUGUCAACUAAGAACAAGAAAAAAAGUAUAUAAUUUUGCUAAAGUUGCUUAAAGAUGCUUAAAGAUUAAAAAUGCUUUUACGUUAAAGAAACAAAACCCUGGAAAAUAUUACUGUUUCUUAAAUGUUCGAAAUAAUUAAUAUAAUACUUUAGCUUUUUAUUAUCAUAUUGUUAUGAUAAGUUUUUGUUACUAUGGCCAACUAUAUAUACACUGUGUACAUAAUUAAUAAUAGUUUAUUAUAUAUAAAUUUAACAUUUUUAUAGUAUAUUAUCAUUGUUUUAUUUUGAGGUAAAACAAUGAUUAAAACAUAUUUCUAGUAUUGUCAUUGUGUAUCAAGCUGAACAAUUAAAUAAAUAUAAAAGUGACCGUUUGUUAGGAUAGUUGGUUUCAUUAUUAGAGUGCGAAGAACUGAUUUUCUGCUAUGGUAUGCAUUGACCAACAUACUCGUAUCUUACUGCCAAACAAGUCAAUUUAUAGAUUUACUUAUUACUUACCCAAUGUUUUAAUUAAUGUCACAAACUUGUGGUAA